Molecule: messenger RNA, 690 nt
Organism: Penicillium waksmanii
Lineage: Eukaryota; Fungi; Ascomycota; Eurotiomycetes; Eurotiales; Aspergillaceae
Product: peroxiredoxin
Exons: 3
Coding region: 1-690 (229 amino acids)
Biological process (GO): cellular response to oxidative stress; cellular oxidant detoxification; cell redox homeostasis
Cellular component (GO): mitochondrion; cytosol
Molecular function (GO): peroxiredoxin activity
Source: RefSeq, a predicted model, not a curated record
AUGCAGGAAGGAACGAGGUCCACCCCUCUCCGUCUUGGGUCGAUUGCCCCCAACUUUCAAGCCGAAACUACCAUCGGCCCUAUCGACUUUCACGAGUGGGUCGGCAACAAUUGGGCGAUUCUCUUCUCCCACCCGGAGGAUUACACCCCAGUCUGCACCACGGAGCUGGCCGCACUGGCCAAAUACGAGCCCGAGUUCACCAAGCGCAACGUCAAGUUGAUCGGUCUCUCUGCCAACGACAUCGAGUCGCACGAUGGCUGGAUCAACGACAUCGCCGAGAUAGCCGGAUGUGCCUUGACCUUCCCCGUCAUUGGCGAUAAGGACCGCCAGAUCGCUUAUGCCUAUGAUAUGCUUGAUCACCAAGAUAUUACCAAUGUGGACGCUAGGGGAAUCGCCUAUACCAUCCGGUCUGUAUUCAUUAUCGACCCUAAUAAGGUCAUUCGCCUGAUUCAAUCCUACCCUGCCUCCACGGGCCGUAACACAGCCGAACUUCUCCGCGUACUCGACUCUUUGCUCGCUACUGACAAGCAUUCCAUCAAUACCCCCGUCAACUGGGAGCCCGGUGAUGAUGUGGUUGUACCCUCCCACAUCGCGGAUGAGGAUGCCAGGGCCCGGUUCCCUAACAUGCAGGUGGUCAAGCCGUACCUGCGGUUCACCCCGUUGGCCAAGGAGAGUUUUUCCUCCAUUUGA